Paramecium primaurelia is the source of this 213-nucleotide messenger RNA. The record is from the annotation of a GenBank genome assembly. Lineage: Eukaryota; Ciliophora; Oligohymenophorea; Peniculida; Parameciidae.
AUGAACCAAGAUAAGAUGACAGAAGAAAAAGAGAAAAAAAAAACUAAAAGAUUUGAUAAACGUAAUCAACCUAUUCUUAAAGGAGUGUCAGCAAAAGCUGUCACAUUUAGAGAUUAGAUUGAAGGCAUUCCAAUAUAAGAUGUUUAUAUAGUUGAACGAAUAUAAUACUAAGAAUAGAAGAAUAAAUGUUCUUGUUCCUGUGCUAUUCAAUGA